Acaulospora morrowiae is the source of this 789-nucleotide messenger RNA. Lineage: Eukaryota; Fungi; Glomeromycota; Glomeromycetes; Diversisporales; Acaulosporaceae. The record is from the annotation of a GenBank genome assembly.
AUGAAUACCGAGGGAGUAAAAAUUAAGGAAAAAUGUCCCGAAUGCAAGGAGGAUAUAUAUUAUUGUUUUAGUCCUUUUGAUUAUCAAUCUUAUUAUUGCAAAGAUUGCAAUGCCAAACAUUUUAGUGAAAAUUUUCAAUUUUGGGAUAGUGGUGACUCGAAUAUUAAUAACUUAAUUCAAGAAUCACAACUUAAUGCAAAUAGAACGGGAGAAUUAAUUGAAUGGAUAGACUAUUCGAAUUUCGAAAAAUUUAAACCUAUUGGAGAAGGUGGUUUUGGAAGCAUUAGUAAAGCUAUUUGGAAAGACGGACCAUUAACAAAAAUAGGGUUCGCGUGGAGCCAUGAAAAAUCGAAAUGGAAACGAGCUGGUAAAACUAAAGUAGCCUUGAAAAGACUUCGAAAUUCCACAAAUUUGACGUUAGAUUUUUUAAAUGAGAUUAGGUGCAAUUUAAAUUUUAAUAGCUUUGGUAUUAAUCGGUUGUAUGGCAUUACUCGCGAUCCUCAAACAAAAGAAUAUAUUAUAGUCUCUGAGUUUAAGCCUGGUGGAAAUCUUAGGAAUUUAAUUCGAACACGUUACUCUAAUAUAACUUGGAGAAUGGUUAUUUACAUGCUCUCUAAUAUUGUAUUUGGGUUACAUAAGAUUCACGAAAAUAAUUAUUACCAUAAAGAUUUACAUAGUGGCAACGUCUUGAAUAGAAUUUACAGCGAAAAGAGCUUUGAUUCAACAAUUUCAGAUUUUGGCUUAUGUCGCCCGGCCAAUGAAAAUUCGGUCGAUCAGUCACUAUAUGGA